AUGACAUCGCCAACGCGGCCAACGCGAAACCACCCAACUCCAAAACCGACGUGGGAACCGGCCGUAGCAUUUUUCCCUAUCUCGGCCGGCAGACUCCGCACGCCGAAAUCCGUGCCCCUCAGGCUUCCAGAACAGCGUCCGUCUUUGCUGACGGGUCCACUUCGGCACUACUCUGCGGCUCUGGGAGCUCCCUGGUGUGGAGACGGAUGUGCGCCAGGGACCCAGUCGCCUUCUCCCCGGCCUCGAUGGCCAGUCAUCGUGCCCGCGCAGACUCCACGCGAAGGCGGGAACGAAAAUGCCCUGUCGGCGUUCGAGUUCGAGGUGUACCGUGUAGAAUGCCUCCCUCUUCCCGCCAGGACGGACUGUACGGUGUAG
Molecule: messenger RNA, 375 nt
Organism: Penicillium lagena
Lineage: Eukaryota; Fungi; Ascomycota; Eurotiomycetes; Eurotiales; Aspergillaceae
Exons: 1
Coding region: 1-375 (124 amino acids)
Source: RefSeq, a predicted model, not a curated record